CAAAAGGUACGGGCAAGUGACACGUAGAUAGCUACGCAAGAAUUCACUUUAAAUAGCAAUUUUGCAAUAGAAUUGCAUCGAAGAGAGCCAAUUGCCAAAGAGAGCCAAGUGGUGCAAUCAACAGUUAUACUCAUUAAGAAAAUCACAACACUAAAAACAAGAGAAAUGGAUUACAAGCCCGUACCGUGCAUUGUGCCGCAUACGAACUUUGAUGCGUCCGGCGAUAGCCAGGAUUUGCGUGCGGCCAUGCAAGGAUUGGGCACCGAUGAGCAGCAGAUCAUCGAUGUGCUGGCUACACGCAGCAAUGCCCAGCGUCAGGAGAUGAUUGCCGCCUAUUUGUCCGAAUUCGAUCGGGAUCUAAUUGAGGACUUGAAGGGUGAACUGGGCGGCACAUUUGAGGAUGUGAUUAUAGCACUAAUGCUGCCGCCCGUCGAGUAUCUGUGCAAGCAGCUGCAUGGCGCCAUGGCCGGCAUCGGCACCAACGAGGCCACCCUCGUCGAAAUACUGUGCACCAAGAGCAACGAACAGAUGCACGAAAUUGUGGCCACUUACGAGAGACUGUACGAACGACCGCUUGCCGAGCAGAUGGGCAGCGAAACGUCCGGCUUCUUUCGACGCCUGCUCACUCUGAUUGUGACCGGUGUGCGCGAUGACCUGGAUACACCUGUUGAUCCCGAAAAGGCCAAGGAACAGGCCGCAGAGCUAUAUGCUGCCGGCGAGGCCAAACUGGGCACCGACGAGGGUGUCUUCAAUAGGAUCAUGUCCCAUGCCAGCUUCAAUCAGCUGCGUCUCGUUUUCGAUGAAUACAAAUCGCUCUCCGGCCAAACCAUCGAGCAGGCCAUCAAGCAUGAAAUGGCCGAUGAGUUGCAUGAGGCCAUGAUGGCCAUUGUGGAAUGCGUUCAGUCGCCGGCUGCAUUUUUCGCUAACCGCCUUUACAAGGCAAUGAAUGGCGCCGGCACUGAUGAUAAGACACUCAUACGCAUUAUUGUCAGCCGCUCGGAGAUCGAUUUGGAGACGAUCAAGGAUGAGUUCGAGCGCAUCUAUAAUCGCACUCUCCUCAGCGCCAUCGUGGACGCGGAGACUUCUGGAGAUUACAGGGCGGCUCUGGUUGCUCUGUUGGGCGCUGCCUAAAUCUGGUGAUGAUCUACUAACAUUUUAUCGAAAUUAUAGUAUUGUAGUUGCUUUUAAAGAAUCUUGCUUUUAAUGUCUACUAAUGCGCACAGUUGUGCCAAUAAAUAAAAAUAAAUUAAUAAAUACGUGCAUACAUAAAAGUCCAAUAUGAAUUGGCUCGCACAAAAAUUGA
Drosophila grimshawi is the source of this 1303-nucleotide messenger RNA. It is a transcript of the gene AnxB10, whose product is annotated as annexin B10. Gene Ontology annotation, cellular component: cytoplasm. Lineage: Eukaryota; Metazoa; Arthropoda; Insecta; Diptera; Drosophilidae. Gene Ontology annotation, molecular function: calcium-dependent phospholipid binding; calcium ion binding. The record is from RefSeq and is a predicted model, not a curated record. Bases 166 to 1131 code for a protein of 321 amino acids. The transcript is spliced from 5 exons.